This is a messenger RNA of Puntigrus tetrazona (Sumatra barb), 9218 nucleotides long. It is a transcript of the gene cabin1, whose product is annotated as calcineurin binding protein 1. Gene Ontology annotation, molecular function: nucleosome binding; protein binding. The record is from RefSeq and is a predicted model, not a curated record. NCBI's taxonomy places the organism in Eukaryota, Metazoa, Chordata, Actinopteri, Cypriniformes, Cyprinidae. Gene Ontology annotation, cellular component: nucleus. Gene Ontology annotation, biological process: chromatin organization.
CAACAGAUGCUGAUGAUUGGAGUAAAUGAUCCUUAAUAAAUAAAAAACAUGAUCCGGAUAGCUGCUCUGAAUGCAGCUUCUCAGGCUGCAGAUGAACACGAAGAUGCCUUCAGAAGCACUAAACCAAGUCAAACGAAGGAAGCCCAGGAGGCGGAAGCGUUUGCCCUGUAUCAUAAAGCUCUUGAUCUACAGAAACACGACAAGUUUGACGAGUCUGCCAAAGCCUACCACGAGCUCCUCAAGACGCCGCUGCUCAAGGAGGCAGUAGCAUCUGAAGAUGAGAAAGUUGGACUCAAGCAUCCUGGGCUGAUGUUGAAGUACUCCACCUAUAAAAACCUGGCCAGUCUUGCUGUGCUCAGAGAUGAUUUAGACACUGCCAUGGACUUCUACGUGCAGGCUGUCAUGCUGGACUCCACAGAUGUGAAUAUGUGGUAUAAGAUGGGAAAGCUGGCGUUAAGGAAGGCCAGCAUGCCUUUGGCCCGUCACGCGUUUGAGGUGGGCUUACGCUGUAACCCGGACCACUGGCCCUGCCUGGACAGUCUCAUCACGGUCCUCUACGCUCUGAGUGACUACAGCUGUUGUCUGUACUACAUCUGUAAGGCUCUGGAGAAGGACACGGGUUACAGUAAGGGUCGAGUGCUCAAGGAGAAGAUCUUUGAAGAGCAGCCCUGCCUCAGACGAGACUCUAUGAAGAUGUUCUCCAAACUUCAUGUAUCGGUGCAGUAUGUGGAUGUAGAUGAGGAGGAAGCCCACAGCAUCGUAGAGGAAGCGCUGGAACUGAGGAGACAGAGACAGGCUAAGCUCACACGCCAUCCAGUAGCUGACCUGCAGCUGGUUCAGCCCAUCAAAUACUUCACGUGGAAGAGUGUUGGGGAGAGUUUCUUGGCGAUGUACAAACACCAGAACGCAUGUCUGGUCCCACGUCCUGACUUCGGGCGCCGCAUCGACCUGUCAAUGUACCGCGACCCAGACUGCCUCGUUCAAACGCCCACCAGCGCUCCAGCCCCUGCCGCUGCUGCCUCAGACCCCCACAGCCCCGUCCCCGUCAGCGUACCUCAGGCCCCGCCUCCCCCUCCGCCGCGUCCCAGUAGCCCGAGCGCCAGUCUGCCCCCUGCCCCCGAGCUCCUUGUCCAGCCUCUGACCCAGCCCAGCCCUGCCGCAGGAGUCCCACAGAGCCAGAACGUGAUUGAGAUCACCACCACGACCACAGUCACCACCGCUGCGGCCCACGGAGCUGAGGACGGAGCUGUUCCCACGCUAACUACCGCUGCUCUGGACGCUGCCUUGAAUGACAAAGCGAAGAAAGGCACCAAGAGGAAACGUGUGGUAGAGGACACGGUGGAGACGGCGAAGAGACGCCCGGCCCGUGUCCGCAACACCAAGUGCAAGAAAGAAGAGAAGAUCGACUUCCAAGAGCUCCUGCUCAAAUUCCUCCCCUCAAGACUGAAAAAGUUUGAAGACGAUGAAGAUGAGGAGAGCCUGAGUAACAUGGACUCGCAGUGUGACAGCAAACCUGAUUCCCAGUUGAAUCGAGGAUCCAACUCCUCUGAGUACAUCGUCUCGAUGGAGUCAGAGCGGAAGGAAGUGCAUGCGUUCCUGCUGGCGAACAUGCGGAACGGAGGCAUCCUGGAGCUGAUGCUGAGGUAUCUGAAGGCGGUGGGGCAGAAGUUUCUGGAGGAGUGGCCGGCGGGCCUCGGCGUGGUGGUGCUGGAUCUCUUCAGCUGCUGGAGGAAACACAGCACUGGGCUGCCCAACCCACUGCUCAGAGACUCCAGCAACCAGCACAUAAAGGAAAUGAUGCUGAUGUGUCUCUGCUGUCUGGAGCUGCAGUUGGAGCAGAAGUCUAUGAUGAAGGGCAAGAACACGUCUCAGAGGAAGACCAUGUCUGGUUCAGGAAGGGAUUGUGGGGACGCCGAAGGUGCGGAGGCCCGCUUUCAGACAGACAUGUUCCUCCUGACCAUGGCCUCCUCUCAGAGAGAUCUGUUUGAAGGUGCCUGGCUGUCUUUUGCAGUCAGAAUUCACUGGCUCAAAGCAAGAUACCUCGCAUUUCAGGGUGACAUGGAGGAGGCCCUGGAGUGUUACGACAUGUGUGUCGGUCUGCUGAAAGGUCAGACAAGUGAGAUGGAAAAAAUCACCAUCGUCCUGCCCAACCUCAGCGCGGACAAUGCCAUCUCUAUAGAGGAGAUUGAGAAGAAGUUGAAGUCUCUAGAGCGAUGUCAGUCUCUAGAGGAGAUCCAGAGAUUGUUUGACACGGGAGACUACCAGUCUGUGGUCCGUCUGCUGCAGCCCACGCUGAGCUUCGGCCCCGGCUCGGCACGAAUGAAGCCUCUAGAUUACAUCAGCUCCGCUCCUGAGAGACCGGCACAGCUCUUACUGCUGCAGAGCUCCCUGCUGCGGCUGAAAGACUACAGCUCCUGCCUCGAGACAUCCGAAGUGUCUCUCAAUGAGGCCAUGCAGCACUUAAGCUCUGCGUUGCCCGGCAGCCCCUCUGCAAAGGAGGAGUGGGUGUCCACCAUCACGGCCCUGCUGAGGGGCAUCGAAAGCUGCAUGACAGAUAAGCCUGAGCUGCUCAGUCACACCCCGCGAUCCACGAACCUCGCGCGCCUCGCCAACAACCUCAUACAGUUGAUAUCCAACAGCAUGGUCUUGCCCGAUGACCCCAAAGAGGCUCAUUUCUCAUCGCUGCUGCCGUGGAUUCUUCUGUACCAGCUCAUCAAACAGGAAGAGGCAGCCUUUGACUGCAUGCUGAGGCAGCACAUCACAGAUGAGGAUGAUGAUGAGGAUGAUACUCCGUUGCUGCCGUCCUCCCUCAUGCUUCUGAACACGGCACACGAAUACCUGGGCCGUCGCUCCUGGUGCUGCAACUCUAAUGGCACUCUACUCAAAUUUUUUGUGCGGGUUUUGCGGGAGAGGCUCUCAGGACAUGAGAACCUGCCAUAUAAAGAGGAUCUGGAGACCGCACUGGAGCAGUGUUUCUUCUGCCUGUACGCCUACCCGAGCAAGAAAAGCAAAGCCCGAUACCUAGAGGAGCAUUCUGCCCCACAGGUGGAGCUUCAUUGGGAUGAUGCGGUCUUUAUGUUUGAGUACUUUAAACCCAAGACCUUGCCAGAGUUUGACAGCUAUAAGACCAGCACUGUCUCAGCUGACCUUGCCAACCUGCUUAAAAGGCUUUCUGGAAUAAUCCCACGCACCGACGGCCCCACAAUCUCUGUUGACGAUGUGUCCGCUUAUAUCGAAGGAGGUGCUCUCAAGGUGCCAGCUCUUCCAGAAGGAGCUUCCCCGGCGCCCCCUGUGGUCAACGAGCUGUACUACCUGCUGGCGGACUACCACUUCAAAAACAAAGAGCAGUCGAAGGCCAUCAAGUUCUACAUGCACGACAUCUGCAUGUGUCCUAACAGGUUUGACUCAUGGGCAGGCAUGGCACUGGCACGCGCCAGCCGCAUCCAGGACAAGCUGAACUCCAAUGAGCUCAGGAGUGACGGGCCCAUCUGGAAAAACUCUCUGGCUGUGCUGACCUGUUUCAAACGGGCUCUGGAGAUAGACGGCUCCAACCUCUCUCUGUGGAUCGAGUACGGCACCAUGUCUUACGCCUUGCACUCUUUCGCUUCCAGACAGCUCAAACAGUGGAAACACGAACUUCCUCCUGACUUGAUCAAACAGAUGGUAGAGCGCAGAGACUCAAUGUUGGAGACGGCGUCGCAGUGCUUUCAGAGUGCUUCACGCUGUGGUGGUGAUGAGGAGGAGUGGCUCAUUCACUACAUGCUGGGAAAGAUUGCAGAGAAGCGCAAACUGCCGCCCAAAGACUACCUGCAGCUGUACAAAAAGUCUGCACACUACCUGCACGAGGAAGCCGCCAGGUACCCACGCAAAAUCCACUACCACAACCCGCCUGACCUCGCUAUGGAGGCCUUAGAGCUGUUUUUCCGCCUGAGCGCCACUAUUCUGAAGUUGCUGGAGAAUGAGGAAGAUGAUGGUGAACAAUCUGAGCAGCAGAUGAAGCUAGUAGAUUAUGAACUGUUCUUCAACAUGCUGGCUGAAGCUGCCGUCGGACCCUUUGCACGUGGAGAGGAAAAGACCGCACCCAAAACCAGCGUCGACAAGGAAAAGCUUCCGUCCAUUAACGACGAGGACUCGCGCUCCUCGGUUGGCGUGAGUACCUGUCCGGCAGCGCUGGCCAACUCGUCUGUCGCAUCUGUGGUGGCUCCAACAGCUUCUCUGCCUGGCGACGGUGCGGCAGGUGCGAGUUCUCCCCCGUACACGGUCACUCCGGUCGACCACGAUUACAUCAAACGUAAAAGCCUGCAGCAGAGGCACAGGCAGGGGCAGGAGCUCCAGCAGCGGCCGCAGCAGCAGCAGCAGCAGGACGGAUCUUUGUAUGAGCAAAGUCAGGACAGCGUUGCUGGCUUGUCAGACUCCAGCUCCUUGCAGGACGUCUUCAUGGAGGCCACCAGCUCUCAGGACAGCAGUCACAAGGUCGAUCCUGGGAAGUGUAGUAUUUUUCCAGAAGAAUCGAAUGCAACUGGAAAAGAGAAACCCGCCACAAUAGAGGACGCAGGCCCCUUGGAGGACAAGAACAUGGACAUCAGCUCCAUCACGCUCUCUCAAGAAUCUUCAGUCACACAAGAGUCUUCAGACACCACUUUAUCCAUCACGUCCCCCGAGGCGUCCGUCCCCAAAACCCCUACCACGGACACCCCGACCCAAGCUCCACCUCAUCCGCUGCACGCCGCUCAACCCCACCGACCUCACCCCCAGACCAGCUCCUCCAGCGAGGGCAAGCGCAGGCCAGAGCCACCUCCUCCGCUGGAGGUCAUAGAGCUGCCUAAGUGUCUGCCGCCGGGACAGAGAGAGCAGAGGAAAACACUAGUGGAUGUGUGUGUGAGGUCUCUCUUCCUGUGUCUGAGUCGCUUCCCGCAGCACUACAAGAGUCUGUAUCGUCUGGCCCACCUGUACGCCUACAGCAGGACACACAAGAACCUGCAAUGGGCACGAGACGUGUUGCUAGGGAGCAGUGUCCCAUGGCAACAGCUGAAGCACAUGCCGGCACAAGGACUUUUCUGCGAGAGGAAUAAGACCAAUCUGUUCAACGGCAUCUGGCGUAUUCCAGUAGAUGAGAUCGAUCGUCCUGGUAGUUUUGCAUCUCAUAUGAACAGAUCCAUCGUGCUCUUGCUGGAUGUUCUGUCGCAACUGAAAGAUCACCACACUUUAUUUAAAAUCUCCCUCAUGCUUCAGAGAACCCCUGAUCAGGGAAAGAAGUACUUAAGAGAUGUGGACCGACAGGUUUUGGCCAAGCGAGCAUUUUUCUUCACUGUAAAAGUGCUGGAAGACAAUCUGGAUAAACUCACAGGGGUAAGCGAUCCCCUUAAACCGUCUACCAACUGUAUGGGUGAAAUGACCACUGCGGAUGUGUCCAACCGGCCCCCUGCUGUGGAGGACUCCAAAUGCUCCCACCCCUUGCAGCCUAAAGCAGGACUCCCUGACACCCCUAAGGCCACAGGAAGUGAGAACGGACCUCCUGGCAUGCCUCAGCAAUGUUCAGCCACUCUGCAGCUCUCCCUGGAGCCUUUAAACCAGGCGACAGAGGCCGCCGUUCACCCCAGAGAAGGUACUUCAGCCCUUGCAGAGCCUAUGGAGCUUGGCCCUGCAUCGUGGCUGGGUGCCUCAAAAUUCAGAGACCCUCAAACGCCUGUUGAAACCAGACCACAGGAGCAGGGGGUGGUUAAACCGGCACCAGAGGAAGCCGAUAAGGUCCCGGAGAGCAGCCGGGCGUCCGAGCUAUCGCUGGAGGAGUUGAGCAUCAGCUCAAAACAGCAGCAGCUACAGAAUCAGGUGAACGCAGCUAAAGGAGCACUUACUAUGGUCACACCACCAACAGCCAGCAACCCCACACCUCUACCCAGCACCCCUGAACUGGGACCGCAGCAGAGACCCAACAGGAAGAGGAAGCUGCUGGAUGACGUGGAGUCGGGCAAGACGCUGCUUUUGGACGCGUACAGGGUGUGGCAGCAAGGUCAGAAGGGCAUGACCUACGACCUGAGGCGCAUCGAGAAGAUCAUGUCCGAGACCUACAUGCUGAUAAAACAGGUGGAUGAGGAUGUAGCAUUGGAUCAAGCUGUUAAGUUCUGUCAGAUUCAGAUGGCAACGUCGGCACAAAGACAGAGCUCCAGUGAUGCACCCAGCACUCCCAAGUUUAGUAAAGACCAGCGAGACAUCUUCUUCCCAGCGUCGUUCUCCACGCCGUGCCUCCACACGUACCCAGCGCCAUCGCAGGACGGGGAGACCAAGCUGAGCAAGACCCCUCGACCUCUUCUCAUACAGCCGCACACACACAGCACUCCAACGCAGAUCUACUGCCCGCCCUCCAGCCAACUCGACCAAUCACAACAGCGGAAGACGCCUAGCCAGCCAAUAGCAAGCAUGGCCUUCUUGCCUCACGCAGAGGACAGAGACGAGCCGGUUACCGAGGGUCUGCUGUACCGCCAGCAGGAGUCCCAUCUGUGCCAGCAGAUGAAGAUGACCACCGUCUCUCAGAUGCACAGCACACAGGAGUGGGCCGCUCACGAGCCCCCGUCCUGCUCCACGCACACCAGCGCAGAAAGCGAGCAGUCAAAGCAGGCAGACGCCAGUCGCAUCCGGUCCAGGAUUCCACCCAACAUGCCCAAACUGGUGAUCCCCUCCACCGUCACUAAAUUCCCCCCAGAGAUCACGGUCACCCCCCCCACGCCCACCCUGCUCUCUCCGAAGGGCAGCAUCUCCGAGGAGACCAAACAGAAACUCAAGAAUGUGAUCCUUUCCUCUCAGUCGGCAGCUAACGUGAAGAAAGACACUCUCGCUCAGCCCGCUUUAGAGGUGCAUGAGACGUCGAGCCAGGAGUCGUCCCUGGAGAGCGAGUCGGAUGAGGAGGAUGACUACAUGGACAUCUGAACUCUCGAAGUGAGCUCUGAAGCCAAGGCCGCUUCUUUAAUCGUGUAGCUGCAGCUAAUCGCCGACGGUUUUUUCUAUAGCGCGUUUUUCUCCGCUGUUUGCACGUUUUUUUCAGCGAAAGGGCUUUUUCCUACCCUGGCACUUGUGUCCUGUUGGUUUUGCUCCUCUGCUGCUAAGCAUGGACUGGGUUUCUAUGUCGUUUAGUUGUUUUUUUUUGGUCGCGUACGAUCCUGCAAAGUGCCAUUUUUACUCAAAACGAUGCUCGUAAAGUGGAAUUUCCUAAAGGAUGGAUUGUGUAAUACUGACAGCUUGCGUGAUGCAGUUUACUCUCUCGGAGUGUCCUGGGCAUUCAAUCCAUCACAACGUUGUUUACAGAUUUUAGAGGAAGUGACCUGCGCUCGACGUUUAAACAAACUAACGGAAAAAAAACAUGAUUCAUAUCACUACCAAGAUUCAAUGGCAUUGUAACCAAACGUGAAAUAUCCCCUCGGGACGUCAGCAUGCAAACGUGACGUGUGUGUUCGUUUCUGUGCUUCGAUUUUCUUUUUUGUAACGCUCAGCGUUCAACAGUUGUCCAUGCUUUGGCUAUUGGCUUUUUUAAAGUGGAGUUCUACAAAUUCUUCACAGCACCACAAGAUUUCAAUUGAGAUAUUUUUUAUUAUUAUAGAUGACUGUAUUGGUGAUCUAUUGGUUGUUAAAAAAAAAUAACGAAAAAAAAAAAUCACAUUUUGGAGUAUUUAAGCCACCACAAGUUGAGGUGUUACUGUACGCGUCUCACAUUUUUGACCUGAUUUCAUUUUUUCAUUUGUAGUUUUAAUGCAUUUCCGUUUGAGGAUCAUAAACAACAGCGGCAUGUCCGUCUCGUCACCAGCACUGAGAGCUAUUAUUCAUAUCACAACUGAAAUAUGAAUGUGAUCUAACUAGCUACAGAAGAAUUGACUUGAUGUUGUAUUUGUAUUUUUUCAAAAUAAUGCCAAGAUGUAAAAAUUACAAAUUCUUUUAAACGAUAAAAAGGCCUAAAAAUGGUGCUGAUCCCUUACUUUUGACUUUUUAAAAGAAUCUUUAAAUGGUUAAAUAGAAAGUUCUCCCAAAAUGGCACAUUUGUUUAUCAUUUACUAUACUUAUGUUACUAUGCUCGUUUUUUUUUUUUUUCUGUGGAACAUAAAAGGAGGAAUUUAAUAGAACGUUCAUGCUGCUCUUUUCCGAAAUAAGUGGAUAGAGACCAGAGGGUGUCGGGGUCCAAAAAUGACAAAAAGCACUAAAAAAAAUAGCAUAACUUGCACAUAAUACUCCAAGGCAUUUGAUACUUUUUGCGUAAGAAACAGACCGAAUCCUAAGUCAUUUAAUUCUCAUCGACGUUUGUGUAUAUUCUAAUAUGGCACGUCAAAUCAAAUUUUGAACUGUUCUUCAUUUAAGACUAUUAAAUGCCUUUCAAGUCUCGAAAUAUUGCACACAAGCCUAAUGGACUGCGUUGUUGGUACUUUUUUGGAGCUUUUGGUCACCAUUCACUUUGAUUGUAUGGGAAAGAGCAGCACGAACAUCCUGCAAAACAUCUCCUUUUGGAGUUUAUAUUUACAAGAUGAUACGAAACUUGCUUUUCGGGUAAACUUUGCUUUUAACCGAAGAAAAGUUCCCACGGUGGUGUGCUCGACUUGGGGGGGACUUGUUUCAUUUUGGAGUAGCAUUGCUUUCUCUUGGAGCAUUAAGAGCAUGUCUGAGCAGACAUCGGUGACUCUCUUUUCAACCGAACGAUUUUCUCGUGACGUGUCUGUAUACGUGGACGUCAAUCGCGGGCGGUGCUGGUCGUGUUUCCCCACCAGAUCAUUUACAGCUCUGUUAUAAAGACAAAUUGAGACGGAGGAAUGUUUUUUACUGAACGUUUUCUACUUGUAGACGGAUAAAUAGCUACCAGUAUUUUUUUGCGUGGAGAAUUUUUUCAAUACAAGAAGAAAAGACUUUGAAGGGAUGAAAUGUUUCGAUGCAAUGGGCACGUGUGACCAAACUACCUGUACACAGAUAAAGAGAUGUUUCUAUUUUUUCCUUUUUGUAAAAUAAUAUUUUGUUUGUUGUUGUCUUUUGUAUGCUGUCUCUAUGCUUGUGUUAAGAAUGUAAGACUGCGGCGGAGGUGGAUUUAUCCUCUUGUCUUUAGAGAUGGGGGUUUUUUUGUGCUCUUUGGAGAUUUAUGGGGUAUUGCUGUCCUCAGGCUUUUUUUUCUGAGAAGGUUGAUAUUUCUUGACUUGCUGCAUUGAUGAUAUCACAAAACCAAAAAUACACUUACAAUAUUUUUACCUGGA